GAGGCGGCUGUCGAAGGCGUGACUUGGCAAACCGUGCGAGGAUUGGCAGAGAUGGACAGUCACGGCUGCUCAAACGGUCUACGCGAAGAGGAGAUCGACGCCGUGGCGAUGGCGGUGACUGCCGUCGUCGUGAACACGAUGGGCGACAAGGAGUCCUCGUCGCGCGACAUGCUGAUGCGGCUCCGGCAACGAAGAGCGCUGUCGCAGAGCGUUGCAGAGGUGCCGAAUUGUGCGGCGACGUGUGAGGCAGUCGUCCAAUUGUGUGCCGCGCUGACGUCUGGCGUUUUCCCGCGGCAGACUCCUCGAUGGUGGAUUAAACGACGGACUGGCGGGACAUGGGAGGACCUCCGGCUUCGGGACGACGCGACGGACGAGUACUUCCGGCAGAAACUGCGCAUGUCGACGGCCAUGUUCAACCACAUCGUAGCCGCGUGCGCCGCGUACAUGGAGAAGAAGGUGACGCACUAUCGAAUGCCAUUGCCAGUGGAGCAGCUGAUUGCUUUCGCGUUAUACAGGUGGGCGUCCGGAGAGAUGUACGAGAGCGGCACGUCAGCAUUUGGCAUCGGCAGGGCAACUGGACUGCAGGCUGUCCGCGACGUCACUUCGGCGAUGCUGCAAGCGUACCCCGACGCGAUAAAGUGGCCAAUGGGCAGGAGACGUGCGCAGAUUCUGCGCGCUUUUCGUGAGAAGGGUUUCCCAAACUGCUUCGGCGCUAUUGAUUGCACACACAUCUACAUUGACAAGCCCGCCGCCGCACCUUCCGAGAACUACUACGACCGCAAACAGAAGUUCUCCGUGCAGGCGCUCGGAUCCUCGACGUCCACGUGGGAUACCCUCCGUGUCCUGCACAAUUCCCAGUUGUUUAGGCGUGCAGAAAGUGGCGAGCUGUUCGACGCAACUCCGGAGAAUCUGCCGCACGGUGUCGUCACGCGAGGCUACAUGCUAGGCGACAACGGUUAUCCAGUUGCCUGUCCAUGGAUUGUGUCGCCGUACGGAGGAAUCGACCAAGGUGCUGACGAGGAGCGCUUCGACACGCGGCAAAAGUUGGCACGGGGGUGUGUGGAGAGGGCAUUCGGCCGACUCAAGUGCAUGUGGCAUCUGUUCUUGCGCACCCAUAAGACGAACCUAGAGACCUUGCCACAGCAAUGCGUGGUUGUCUGCACUCUCCACAAUAUCCUCCUGGACGCGGGGAUCGACUUCGACGAGAACCUUCGGUGGGAGGUGGAUGCGAGCAGCGUUCGGCGUAGAGUGGACUUGGGCGUUGUGGGGAACGGCGCACGCGGGCGGGGAUGGUGCACAAACGUGGAAGGUGAAUUGUUGAGGGAUGCACUGCGAGACCGCCUAGCUUUGAUGUAGGACCGUGCGGUAGGGAGGUGGUGCACACGGGGUGGUUCGAUCAGUAAGCCGCUGGAGUUAUUACGUGGU
Chara braunii is the source of this 1425-nucleotide messenger RNA. The record is from the annotation of a GenBank genome assembly. Lineage: Eukaryota; Viridiplantae; Streptophyta; Charophyceae; Charales; Characeae.